AAGGAGCGAUUUCGGUUGGUGGUUGUGGAGAGCCAAACCUCGCGACGUUUGUUAGGUUACGGUCUCCGGCAAGUUUCAAAUGUAAACAAACAGAUUACCAUGAACAAAAAGAGGACGAAGGCAGAAAUUCCUUAUAAACGCUCGAAAAACGAAUUGGUUAAGGCAACUCUUGGAUCUUAUUUGAAACGCCGUAAUUAUACUCUAUCUGAAACAAUAAAAAACUCAAAUUGUGAAAACCACGUAUUUCAAAAUCACGACUUUGGGCAGAAACUAGAAAUUCCUAUUCUAUUCAAUAGGGAGCAGAUUGCCCUUGCAACUGCCAUAGACAAUGAUGUAACUAGGAAUAACUCAAUACUUUAUAGCUGCAUCAAUAGUGAUACUCUACAAGUAGAUCAACAGUUUACCAAAUUCAAAACAUGGGUUAAUGACUUAGCUGCCGCAGAUUGUCGUUCGGAGUUAACAUGCUUGAUUAUACCUUUAUUUUGUCAUAUAUAUCUGGAGAUGUUGCAAGGUGGCAAUCGACAGUCUGCACCCAAGUUUCUUAAGCGAUAUCAACAUUUAUUAGCCUCUGAAAAUUCUACGGUUGGGAGAAUAUCUGAAAUUUUAGAUGAAUUAUCUGUUGUAACUUGCACACAGGAUAUCAAUACAAGGCCAUUAUUAAAGGCAUUUCGCUCGUGUAAAUACCACUGUCAAUUAUCCGCCAGAAGUUUGGCCUGCUUAAAGAAGUACCUAACUGUGCAGGGCCACGUAGUACUGUUCCAAGCUCUCCAGACAUGGUUCGAACUUGAGGUACCAACAACAUCAACCAUGGUUACUCGAUUAGAGGAGGAUGAUGAUAAGACUGACUUAAGAGACCAGAAGAACUUCAAGAUGGAUAAUAUUUUUACCACUUCCAAACGGAAUUUUCCAAUGAAAAAUGGUCCGAUUACCCCAGAUGAACAACUAUGCCAACUGCAAGAAGCUGUGCGAUUGUUGGAAGACGAACCCACAAAAGUUAUCCCAAUAAUGUUGUACACUAUUGUCAACACAGACUUAAAUGUUACAUGUGCAAGACUGUCACAGUCUCAAAGAGUGUUAGUUGCUGGGUGCAUGUCAUCAGAAGUAAGAGUUUACCCAAUACCUGGAAGUCGAAGUCUUGGAUAUGAGUGUCCCAUAAUUAACAAUCCCACUGCACACAUCAAUAUUGCCUGUAAUAAAGUCUUACCUCCUCGGAAAAUCCAGCAAAUUGGAUUUGAGGACUCAAAUUAUGAACCUUUGCGAGGCCAUAGUGAUAUUGUACAUGACGUGGCUUUUGUGCCUGAAGCAGAUACUGUUAUAUCUGUGUCUGCUGAUUGCACCAUGAGAGCAUGGGAUAUGCAGGACUUCUCAAAUGCAGCCAUAUACAGGGGACAUAAUUACCCUAUUUACAGUGUAGAUGUAAGUGCCUGGAGUGUGUACUUAGCGACCGCCUCUCAUGAUCGGACAGCUCGACUUUGGUCUCUAGAUAGGACAUUUUGCUUGCGUAUAUUUGCUGGACAUCAACAGGAAGUAAAUGUUGUGAAGUUCCACCCAAAUGGAAGCUACUUAGCAACUGCCUCAGCAGAUAAGACUGUUAGACUGUGGUCCAUUGUUGAUGGGAAAAUGGUGAGGGUGUUUCCAGGUCACAAGGGAAGUGUGCACGCCUUGGCAUUCAGUGAUAAUGGAAAGUACAUUGCCUCUGCUGGAGAUGAUAAAAGGGUAAAAAUAUGGGAUCUUGCAGAAGGAACUGUGGUUGCUGACUUAAAAGGGCAUUCAGAUUCUGUAGUGGGAUUACAUUGGGUUCCUGGCUGUGAUGGUAUUGCCUCAUUUAGUACUGAUGGAGUAGUCCGAACUUGGGGGUUGAAUACAACAUUAGGAACUGACUCAUACAGCAAUGAUGUCCUUGAGUGUGAUACUGGCUGCUCUCACCUGCUCAAUCUUCAAUAUAGUCAACGCAACAGUGUAACAUGCAUAGGUUGUCUUUGAAAAUCUUCUAUUUGAGUGUUUUCUCUUGUUACCAAAGGUUAGACUGGAGUGAAAAUAAUGUGAAAUAAAAUGUGUGCAAUAAAAAGUGAGCGAAGGAAGGAAAAAUAUCAAAGAAAUAACUACUAUUAGGUUUCGCUUCCUCGGAUUAAUUUAUUUGUGAUAACACCAAAUACUUGGGAAGUUCAAAAUUAGUUUCAAAUACUGUUGUAGGCAAUAUCAGGGUCAAACACUUUAUUGUUUUGUUUAAAAAUAGUACGACCACCAACCUAACUAUCCUCUGUUAAAAUGUUUCAUUCCAGCCUAAUCUUUGCUCCAUAAAACUGUUCUGCUUUCACCAUUAAACAUUGGCUUUAUUUAUUUUGUAUGCCAAUUUUAAAUGUCUAUCACAGUUGAUUGUGGAUUUCCACAUUAGAUUUUUGUUCCUUGGUACAUGACAAUGAAGUAUUAGUUGUAAGGUAAAGGAUUGUUCCACUCUUAACUUUGUAAGGUAACGAAUUGUUCCACACUUAGGUUUGUAAGGUGACGAAUUGUUCCACACUUAUGUUUGCAAGGUAAAGAAUUGUUCCACACUAAAGUUCAGUAGCAGAACCAAACUUUACAGCAGUAACAGUGUCAAAUGCUACUUAAAAUGUGAUUUGGUCAAUUACGCAGUUUGUUCGUUGUAUUACCUGCACUUCCCUGUAGUGCCAGGACUCUGUGAUAUCUUUGUCAAGUGGACUGUUACUCCGUUACAGUUGUAAAUUUAAAGAUGCACUGCCUAAAAACUAAGUUGGGUAUAAUCAAAAGAGCAAUGUUUUACUUGUAACUAUGUGAUGAAGUAGCUUUUGGGGGCUUUUGCUCACUACUUUUGAAGAUUGUUUACUUCCUUUUGCAUUUUCAACUGACUAGUGUGUACAUGGUGAUACUACUGUAUUUUGUAUGCAUGCAAGAAACUCAUAUUCUUAUAAUA
This is a messenger RNA of Thrips palmi, 2932 nucleotides long. It is a transcript of the gene wda, whose product is annotated as TAF5-like RNA polymerase II p300/CBP-associated factor-associated factor 65 kDa subunit 5L. Gene Ontology annotation, molecular function: protein binding; RNA polymerase II general transcription initiation factor activity. The transcript is spliced from 12 exons. NCBI's taxonomy places the organism in Eukaryota, Metazoa, Arthropoda, Insecta, Thysanoptera, Thripidae. Bases 100 to 1983 code for a protein of 627 amino acids. The record is from RefSeq and is a predicted model, not a curated record.